AUGCCAUUCCAUUGGAUCAGUCAAUGGACUGGGGGAUUCUUCGAGGACACUUCCUUGACCAAGAUAGGGCUGGAAAUUCACCUCGGUUGCCAGGGAAAGCCUUGCCCAGAAGUGACCGAUGAUUGGUACGACACAGAUGAUGAAGGAGACAAUUUUGCUGAAGGCCAGUGGGUACCUUUGGUCAAUGACUCCCGGACAACUAUGGUGGUGGAUACAUCAGGCGUCCACUCCCUAAUGAUCAGAUUCUGUCAGUGCGCCAGUGCACUUGGUCCCAACAUGCAACUAUUUGAAAUUGGCCUCUUCCCAGCAUCUUUCACCUCGCCGAAGACAGCAUUCACAUUUGCAGUGUUGGACGACUUCCUGUUGGAUAACCUGGAAUGUGGGACAUCUGCGAUGAACUACUAUAGCAAAUUAAGGCGAAUCACUUCAAGCGUAUUCCCGCAUCUGGUUCCAGACCAAUACAGAGAAUUGAUGAGGGUGGGCAGGCAGUGGAGACAGCUGAAGCAGCUCAAGUGGCAUGGGUUUGGCCAUGAGAAGCAAAAGCCAAAGGCAGGGGAGCUUGCACUGUUCUGUCCUGCAUGUCUGCAGCCCGGGGUAAACAUCAAUUUGGCAGAAAGGAAUGUGUCCAAUCCUGCAUGGCUAUAUUUGAUAUCCUUGGUGAUGGAUGGCAACUUCAAGGCCGAGCAUCUGUUUCCGGCGAAUCCGACUGAUGAGGUGGCAUUGACCGAUGACCUUGGAUUUAUGGUCGGCGAUGGCCAAUACAAACUGCAUCUCGCCGAGGCACAGGAUAUUGUACAUCGGUCAGACUGCAACAACCACCGAGCUGUCAAUCAGGUGAACACUUCACGUCACAAGCUUGAAGCAACUGGGAUUGGCAGUUGUGCAUGCGCUAGACAUGGGUGUUUUGUACCUCAUUCAAUGGUGGAAUUUCAGAAGGGGGAAAGUCAAAGGCAGAUGAACAUGGAUUAUGCGCUGUGUCAAGCUCUGGGGUACAACACCGAUGGGAUCGACUGGGCAUUGAUGUUCUAUGACAUCAAUUGUCAAUACCACAAGCAUCUCGACCAGCGGGUUGAGGAGUCACCUUAUCUUGAUCUUCCGUGGGGCAUGGAGGCGAGAUGGCCGGCCGGUGAGAUCCAUCGUGGUGCUGUGACAUGGCUGGCAUCUGGAAUAACACUGGAGGAGGCGCAAGUUGCGCUCCUGAUUGAUGUGAAGAAACUUGGAAGGUGGCUGACCGAUGCUCAGAAGCUGGCGAUAGCUCGGCGCCGCAACAGAAUGCAAGGUCAAAUAGAUGAAUUUGUCAGGGUGGCAGUGACAUUUCUCGGCGAUCAACUGGAUGAAUAUGAUCAGUUGGACCUCAUGAUCAUGAUGUUGGAUGCUGCAGAACUGGAUUCUGCUGGGUCAUCAUCUGACAAUCCUGAUCGGCCGGACGACAAAGACCAAUAUGAUACACCGGUCAAGUUCACUCCCGAGACCCUGGUGAUUCCACUGCCCUCGAACAUAGGGAUUGAAAGAUGCGCUGAGUGGGGCGUCGCCGACCUGGUGCUCCAAGAAAUAUCAUUGAGAGAAGGUCAAGCUAAUGACGCAGUGCAUGCCAUCAGGGUUAACUUGGCCAACAAGGCUGUUCUCUCCCACACCACGGUGCGGUCAGCGAAGUCACAAGCUCGGUCAACUCGUGCAUGGGCCUGGGUGCACUCGGUGGACAAGAUCCUUCACUUAAAUGUACAGAUAUACUCCAAAUGUUGCAGCCAACUCAUUCACCUCGGCGCCAAUGACUUACUGGCCAAGUUCCGGCCAUUGGAGAAGGCCGACCUAAAGGCUACUACGGUGGUGGCAGACCCAAAUGCUCGCAGUCAAAGGAAUAGCACGUUGGCGUGGUUCUGGUCCAUUGAUGUUCAAGGAGAUUCCACCAGCAAUGACUGGAUGAAUGAAUUUUACUGUGUCCAUUGGCUUAGAAUGCUGGCAAUGCGUGAUAGAUGGACAGAGGAGCUCCUGCUGCCUCUUGCAUUCGGCCGAUGCAAACCAGAAGGUCGGUCAUCGGUGCUAUGUGGCCCGCCAGGCUCGAAUUUAUCUCCGACUCUCGCAGCAAGCCCAAGAUAG
Molecule: messenger RNA, 2097 nt
Organism: Suillus subalutaceus
Lineage: Eukaryota; Fungi; Basidiomycota; Agaricomycetes; Boletales; Suillaceae
Exons: 6
Coding region: 1-2097 (698 amino acids)
Source: RefSeq, a predicted model, not a curated record